CGCCAGGCAUGCCGGUCCCCUCGCUCUGCCAGCCAUGCAGAAUUUCCAUCCCACACCUGUAUCUCCUCGCUCCACCGGACCUACUCGAUCUCGUUCUUGUCCUCUCUGCCCUGCUUCUCCUCCUUCCCCUCAUUGAUCUUCCUGCUCGCCUGCCUGCGAGAAUCCGCAGCAGAGACGGUCAGCUGUACAUACUCAACCUCAGCUGGAUACUUCAGCGAGAGCUCUUGUCUGAAUGGUUCGACGACUGUCCAGUACUUCAAGGUAACAGGAGUCAUCCUCGCUGACUUCAUGACCGGAACUCGACAGGUUGCGAUUCAAGCUCCCGCGCAGCAAUCGUACACAACGCUGAUCUCACCAUGUACCUCUCGCUCUUUGCUGCAUCCUCUGACCUUGCUUCGUCUCCAGCGGAUGCUACAUGCUCAGGUCAAGACUCGCAGUUCGUAUGCACCGCUCCAGUGAACAACAUUGUGAGCUACCAAGUGUACGUGGGAGAAGGGUGCCUGCCGAACAGCAACAACAACAACUGGGCUGACAUGAGCAACAGAUUCUCAAAACAGAUCACGAUUUGCAAGCCGUGUCGCAGAAACAACUACUGGAUAGGAAUCAAGCUCUUGGAUCCAACAAUGAAUUGCAACUUUAAGCUUUAUGUGCCGAAGCUAGUGUGAGUGCGGUUCUUUACUUUGAAAGCGCCUUUGACUGCAGGAGAAGGAAAGACGCAGGUUCUAGUACCACGUGCUCCUUUUUAUCCUCAACCACAGAUCAAG
Molecule: messenger RNA, 764 nt
Organism: Guillardia theta CCMP2712
Lineage: Eukaryota; Cryptophyceae; Pyrenomonadales; Geminigeraceae
Exons: 4
Coding region: 357-665 (102 amino acids)
Source: RefSeq, a predicted model, not a curated record